CUUGUCCGAGAGGCGGCUGCAAUGAGUCAGAAACUGAACUGAGCCCAACAUCUCACCCCCCACCCAUCCCUCUCUAAAACCGUGACCUAACUUGGCGAGAAACGUGAUGGAGAAUAACUUAGCUGAGGCUUUACAAGGCAUGUUCGGAAACAUUAUUUGUGUAGUUCCAUUUGGAAAUUAAACUCUUCUCAGACCCUCUGUGGCAAUUUUUAUGCAAAAGUGACUUAUCGUUAAGAUUUUUGCAAAACAUUCAAUGACGAUUUUUGCAUCUUUUUUAAAAGUAACUUUUUUGGCAAAGUAUUUCCAAAGAUAUCGAAGUGUUUUAUUUUUGCAAAGUUGUUCGUAACCUUUUUGCAGGUUUAUUUUGCAAAGGUUAUUAGAGACUUUGUUGGCCAGAACUUAACGAAAUGUUUGCAUUUUUCGUGCAAAGUUGGAAGGCGAUUUGCUGAACGUCUUGAGAAAAAUCGUGAUGAAACUGAUCUCAUGCUGUUCGCUUUUAUGAAAAUAAUAUUUCCUGUCGGUCCGGCUGGGUUUUUUCUCUUUCCCCACUCCGAUCAACCCAUUGUCUCAGAUUGGAGGAUCCCAAGUUUCCGCAAACCUACAUUUCCGUUUCCCGCUGAAGCUCCCUGUUAAAGAAAAAGUCCUUACAUUUCCCUGAAAGACAAAGCCUCCCCAAAACCUCAUUUCAUUUGCACGACUCCCAUCUCCUCCUCUGCCCCUCCCCUGACCUGGUGCUGCAAUGGGAGAGUCGGAGUUCCCGGAGUCAGUUCCCGCAGCCUCUACCGGUUUGAGUGCACUUAUCCCGGACAAAGCUUUCUUAAAGUCUCGGAAAGGUCUGCUGCUGGCAGCUGAAGUGGUGCUGUCUUUCAUCAUUUUAAUAUGUUACCUGGCAUCCCCUAUGGCUGCAUUCAUGGCUGCUCCACUCAUCGAGUUCCUGCUAUCCAUUUGUGCCUAUUACGUGUAUGUGACACAGUACAUUGACAAUUUCCCAGGUUUUCACGGCCCUUUGAUUGAUUUCCUGCGCUGUGUAACUGCUGCAGUUAUUUUCUUUGCGAUCUCGAUUUAUGCCAUUACAAAGAGUUCAGCAUCUGCAAAAACUGCUGGGGUUUUUGGUUUCGUGGCAACAGUUGUGUUUGCAUUUGAUUUCUACUACAUCUGCAACCAUUUGAUCAGUCUCAUUAACCCUCAGGAUCUCCCAACACACACUGCAACAAUCAAAAAAUCCACAGGUGAAGAAGAAAUGUCAGACUCUGAUUCAGAUUGAAAAAGAAUGUGAAGGAUUUUACUUUGUGUUUUUCUGCUGGUCACCAAACCCCUUGUGAAUCAUCUUUUUUACAAUUAAAUUUAAAGCACUUUUGCACA
Messenger RNA from Chiloscyllium plagiosum (whitespotted bambooshark), 1362 nucleotides. It is a transcript of the gene cmtm3, whose product is annotated as CKLF-like MARVEL transmembrane domain containing 3. The record is from RefSeq and is a predicted model, not a curated record. Lineage: Eukaryota; Metazoa; Chordata; Chondrichthyes; Orectolobiformes; Hemiscylliidae. Gene Ontology annotation, cellular component: membrane.